UUCCCCGAAAGAUAUGUCUAUGUUUUUCAAGUGAUUAAAGUGAUUUCAAAAAUAAUUUUGCAAGUUUUUUGGAGGAAAGUACUUUCUUGGUCAAUAUUUUAUUGAAAAAGACUCCUGUAUCGAAGGAUUAAUGUCCAUGUGUGAAAUAAUUAAUUUCAGUGAUCAGUGCACAUCCAACUGAAUAACUCUCCAUCUUCCGCAAAGCUUAUUUUUUUCUCCUAUAUCUCUUGCCUAGAACAUGGAUGCUCCUAAGAUUGAAGAAGCGAAAGAUCAAGUUUUCAAGAAGCCAGUUUUAUUUGGUCCUAGACCUGGUAAAGGAAAAGCUCCUGUCAAAGCGCCUCAGAAAAGCUCAGAUGAGGAUGUUGAAGUUGACAACGACACCAAGCAACCUGUUGCUCCGCAGCCUGUCCAGCAAGUUGUCACUAAUGAGACAGACAAACCAAGAUCGAAAUCUACAGUUAUGGCAAAAAUUCCAUACAAAGAACCAUCCUGGGGGGGCAUGCCUCCGCAAGAGUAUUUUCUAGAGGAACUGAAAUCAGGUGUAAUCGUCCGAACUAUACCUCUGCAUACCCGAUCAUUUCACUGCUUUGGUAGAUUGGACGGUUGUCAUGUAUCAAUGGCACAUCCAACAAUAUCAAGAUAUCAUGCAGUACUACAAUAUCGCUCAACAUUCUCUGCCGAUGAUGAGUCACGCGGUUUUUAUUUAUUUGAUCUAGGAAGCACGCAUGGCACAUUUUUGAACAAGAAUCGUUUAAAACCAGAAUCUUUCACGAGAGUCCAGGUAGGGCAUAUGAUAAAAUUAGGGUGCAGCACUCGAAUGUUCAUUUUACAAGGACCUGAAGAAGAUCAAGAGGAAGAGAGUGAAUUGAGUAUCACUGAAAUGAAAGAAAAGAGGAGACUGGAAAAACUGGAGGAGGAGCAAAGGAAAGAAGAAGAAGAGAGAAAGAAAGCAGAAGAGGGCAUUAAUUGGGGAAUGGAUGAUGAUGCUGAGGAAGAGACAGAUCUGACCGAAAAUCCAUACGCAGUAACAACAAAUGAAGAAUUGUACAUUGAUGAUCCCAAGAAAACUUUAAGAGGUUGGUUUGAACGAGAAGGAGAGGAAUUGAACUAUGAAUGCGAAGAAAAAGGAUUCGGGCAUUUUGUGUGCCGUGUAGAAUUACCAAUUGACAGUAGUACAGGUCAGCCUCAUGUUGCCGAGGCAAAUGUAAAAGGAAAGAAAAAAGAGGCUGUGGUUCAGUGUGCGUUAGAAGCUUGUAGGAUUUUAGACAGACUUGGACUCCUAAGGCAAAGUUCCCAUGAGAGUAAGCAAAGAAAGCAGAAAGACUGGGAGGCUGACGAUUAUUAUGAUAGUGACGAAGACAGCUUUUUCGACAGGACUGGAGAACUUGAAACAAAACGACAGCAAAGAAUGAAGCAAAUGGGCAAAGUGGAAGAAACCAUUGAAACCUAUGAGACCUUGGUAGAGAAGCAUAAGAACGUUGUAGAGUUAUUGAAAGAAGCUGAGCAAAAACUGACUACUAUGACCUCUAUUACCCAACGCAGCGAUAUGGAUGAUCCAGAUUCAGGUGUAGAUGCUCUAGACUCUUACAUGUCCAAUUUAAAGGAACAAAAUUUUGACAAGCUAGAACGCAAACGCACUCGUGUAGAAAUUGAAAAACUGAAACAACAAGAAGCCAAACUUCGCAGCCUAGUCAACUUCACAAAACCCCCGAGCUUACCAGAAGUGAAAAAACCAGAAUCUUUACCUCCAACCGUGAAAACUGAAAGCAAAAGUGAGACUGAACCAUCCAAGAAAGCCCCACGUGAACCAGAACCGUCCAAAAGUUUUAGAGAAGAUUUCAAAAGCAAGAGAGAGAGCUCUAAGAACAGUGAAGUGGUUCCUGCCAAAAUUGCAAAGCAAACAAAGGCCAAUGAUGUGCAUCAAACAGUCUCCAAAUCUGAGGAGAGUGAAGAACUUUGCGUGAAACAGCAAGAGCCGGUAAAACCAAAGAAUAUCCCCAUAGCAAAAACAAAGAAAGCAAGUAAAAGCAACACGGAGGAAGAAUACAGCACUACAGUUUGGCAGCCACCUGCAGGUCAAACUGGCGAUGGACGCACAAGUCUAAAUGAUAAAUAUGGAUACUGAGUCUCUUCUAUUGUUGAUUUGUAAAUAAGAGUUGUGAUUUUUCCAGCAAUUGUUGCCUAUUUGUACAGUUAUCAAGUGUACAGAGAGUUACUGUUAAUAAAAUGAAACACUUCAAACGAAA
Molecule: messenger RNA, 2246 nt
Organism: Bemisia tabaci
Lineage: Eukaryota; Metazoa; Arthropoda; Insecta; Hemiptera; Aleyrodidae
Product: kanadaptin
Molecular function (GO): RNA endonuclease activity producing 5'-phosphomonoesters, hydrolytic mechanism; protein binding
Source: RefSeq, a predicted model, not a curated record